Molecule: messenger RNA, 1982 nt
Organism: Opisthorchis viverrini
Lineage: Eukaryota; Metazoa; Platyhelminthes; Trematoda; Opisthorchiida; Opisthorchiidae
Exons: 5
Coding region: 251-1792 (513 amino acids)
Source: RefSeq, a predicted model, not a curated record
GGUAGAAACACAACGGAAGCGCACAUAAGCGUGGGUCUACAUUGGCUGGGUCGAGUGUUGUACAACACGAGCGCGUGUUUGCACGCCGCCAAACACGCCAGCGAUAUCAGAAAAAUGUGGUUGAGGAACUUUUCAAGUGGCUAGCGUCAUAAUUUCCGUACUCCGAUCUACGCCCUCUUCUUUUUCGAUUUGACUGACGUUUUGUUUUCGCUUCUAAUGAAGUGGCAUCUUCGAAGAAGCCAGAAGAAAUAUGAAGCGCCCGAGGUUGGGGCAGCCUGGCAGUAUCAUGGUCUCCGUGCUUCCUCUGGGCGACGUGGUAACUAAGCGUGAAGUUCAUCUGGCCGUUAAUGGUCUCUACCCUCUACAACUUCUGGAUUUCCACAAACCAAAAAAGUCCAUUCUCCGUGCAAAGGGGGCGCAUAAAGAUUCCUCUUCUCAGGAGAAUGGAGAAGACAUGAGGAAUAUGGCUUCUUUCGCAGACAUUCGAUCGGCUACAUCAAGCAGACACAAUGUACUACUUAAUUCGAACUGGAUGCCACAAAACGAGGCUUCAGUUGGACUGCGGUCAGUGGACAAUCGACGACGCAACGUGUUAUUCUUAGAUCAAGUUGAAAGGAACAAUAGACCUUCGAUGAUGAUGGAUCAGCCAAUCUCGCGGUCUCAGGCAAGCUCACCGGCAUCCUCUUCAAAUGCCUAUGCAUCGUAUCCAACCAGUUACCAACCGUCUCCUCUUUUUCCCAAACGAGACAUGAGCAACUGCGAUAUUGAGCUGGUCAGUCGAGCUCCACUUUCGCCUGCCGAAUCUGACAACACAAAUGACACGUAUACUAGCCCUCGGCUCAAACGUUGGCUCCGAAUGUCUUCAUUCAAUCAACGAUGGAAACAAAAAUACCUGGACUUUCACUACUCGAACGAUACAGCAGAUGAGAGCGAGAAUGAGUCACCUGGAUUGGAAACACUACGCAAAUAUCCUCAGGUGAUAUCCAACUCGUCCCAGUCGAACCCUGCUAGACCUGACUCGUCCCCGGGAAAGACAAAUUACACUGGGUUUGGAACGACAAAUCCGCCGUCCGGGGAAAGUCCGGUGGUUCGGCGACCUGUCCGGCCCAAAAUAGUCGAAACUCAGGAACCGUCGAUCAACAGAGAAUUCUGUUAUCCAGGUAUGGAGUCCGCCCCCGAUCCGCCUCCUUUCCUGGUCUACGAUGGCUUAAAGACGGUUUUCCCAAAAUCGCUUGCUCCUUCCGAAAACGGUUCACUUCAGGUUAUGAGCAGGAGUCUUCAAGAUUUGUCUCAAACAGAAACUGACAGCACAGAGACCUUGAGACCUCAAGAGUUUCGAAAACCCCCGACCUACGAAUCCACGGUCACUUCAGCUAUCCACAAUUUGCGGUUCUCACCCAUUCUACAGCCAACCUGUGAUAUCGGCAUUUCACCUGAUUCACAGAAAGCGUCUUUACAAGUUUCUCCAUCACACUCCACACAAGCGCCACGUUCAUUUGACACACCUGUUUCCCCAUGGUCCAGCAAAAGAGGGUUGAACAAUCUCUUAUUCACCGAACCUAAAAAUUCAUCCGCCAUGAACAAUUCAUCCUCUUCACCCAGAAGGAACACCACCAAGAUUGUCUACGCCCCGGGUGCGAUCAAAGGCGAUGGACAGAUCGGGAAUGCUACGGAGGAGAGAGAGUGUCAUUCGCCAGACAACUUCCAGAGGAGUUACAAGCCUUCCACCAUCGUCUGCACAGUCAAUCGUUCUGUGUCUGUUAGCCGAUCGGACCCGACGAAUCGAUAUUGAUCCGUAAUGACGUCAUCACCUGGUGUCACAUGGAAUCCAGCUGUGUGUACAGUCGAAAAACAGCUGAUUUGGACGCCGAAAACUUGCUUCAAUUACGGAAAACCGCUCAUGUAUAUUUCUAGUGUGUAACAGAUACUGGUAGUAGAAUACCAUGUAUUUUAUUUACUUCGCUCAAAUGCAUAUAUCCCAG